This is a messenger RNA of Plasmodium vivax (malaria parasite P. vivax), 1253 nucleotides long. RefSeq lists its product as hypothetical. Lineage: Eukaryota; Apicomplexa; Aconoidasida; Haemosporida; Plasmodiidae. The transcript has a single exon. Bases 183 to 1253 code for a protein of 356 amino acids. The record is from RefSeq and is a predicted model, not a curated record.
GAACAAAAAAGCGAAUGAACAAAAAAACUAUAAAACUAUAAAACAUGAGCAACUGAGAGGGGAAGAAAACAACGCGCGCACAAAGGAGCCGGACGAAGAAGUAGAAGGAGCCAAAAUGGGAACAAAGUAACGUGAAAAACACACCACUUAUACACGCCAUCCGUACAGUACAAUGCCAUAAAAUGAAAAAUAUAAAUCACAGACAACAUUUCUGGGAAAGUACGACCGUCAAUAAUAAGAGCUACACCAAUCCGGAAAAUUUAAACACACGGCACAGGGAAUCCAACGAGAAAGGACCCACAAAAGGGAGGAGCACCCAUCACGUGUUAGGCAAAAACAAAAAGGAUAACCAAACUGCCAGUGCUGAAAUUACCACACAGGUGAGUAGCGCGAGGGAGAAUCCCAGUGUGAGCUGCAAAACGGUUAGAGGUGAAAAGCUCAGUGGGGAAAAAAAAAAGAAUAACAAAAAGGUGAAAAACGACACGUUAAAUUUGAGACUCACUGCUGACACAAGGAGAAACAACGCCAAGGGAGAUACUCUUGUUCCACUUAAGGAAAAGGGAGAACGGGAAAAAUUUUUGGAGAAAAGGGAAUGCCUCCUAAAUUGGGAGUCAACGAAAUUUCAUGAAAAAACGGACAUUGAAAAUGACGCGAGCGACUUUUCCAAUUUGAUCCCUUUUGAUGAUCAGCCAACGGUGAGUGAAAACAUCCCCGUCCGAAGUAACCCCCCCCAUGGCACACACAGGGAUGCAUUCACGAGGGAUGGCCUGGAGGAUUUGUUAAAAAAUGUUCAUUUCGAUAUUCACUUGGAUGCGCACGCGGAGACCGUUCCUGGGGGGCGGGCUGCCCGAAAUGGAAUCAGAGGUGGAAGCGGAGAUGGCGGCAGGAAAGCCGAACAUGGUCCUACUAAAAAUGGAGGGGAUGGGAAGAACCCCCCCCGUGGCAACUACACCGCGAAGACGAAUUUCGCAAAAUGGAACAAGGAAGAAAAGGCCGAAAAGGAACUGCUGCUGGAGCAUAUAAAGAGGCUGGAGUAUCAAAACAAUAUAUUCCUGAACAAUUUGUUAAAUGUGUACUACGUCUGCAUGGACUACAUCAAAAUGCAGGACGAGAAAAUAAAAAAAAAGGAAGAAAUUAUUCUUUUGCAGAAUAAAAUUAUAAAAGAUUUGAAGGCAAGUGAACACUUGGAGGACACCACAGGUAUGAGCAAUGACACAACUGGCAACUGCAGGAAUGAUGACUCAGAUUUGUGA